This is a messenger RNA of Pieris brassicae (large cabbage white), 1376 nucleotides long. RefSeq names its product tRNA (guanine-N(7)-)-methyltransferase non-catalytic subunit wuho (gene wuho). Lineage: Eukaryota; Metazoa; Arthropoda; Insecta; Lepidoptera; Pieridae. Gene Ontology annotation, cellular component: cytosol; nucleus; tRNA methyltransferase complex. Gene Ontology annotation, biological process: RNA (guanine-N7)-methylation. The record is from RefSeq and is a predicted model, not a curated record. The coding region runs from base 139 to 1245 and encodes 368 amino acids. Gene Ontology annotation, molecular function: tRNA (guanine(46)-N7)-methyltransferase activity; protein binding. The transcript has a single exon.
UAAAAUAACGUGGGAACUGAUUACUGAUUAUUAUGAAUUAAAUAUUCAUAUAUUUUCAACGUAAAACUUGCGAGCUUUCAGUGGUUUCAAAUCUAUAGUUAAAAAAUUGCAUUUUUCGUUUGUAGUUAUUUUUUUAAGAUGGAUUGUCUCUUAGUUGCAGAUAAUAUCAUUGCUGCUGCAAAAGGUAGUUUUAUUGAUUGUUUAAUUAAUCAGAAUCAUAAAAUAAUCGCAAUUGAAGAUUCCCCUGACGCCACUAAUUCAGUAUGUGAUUUGGCUAUUUCCAAUAAUAAUGAAUAUUUUGCUACAUUAACUUCGGACAAGAAUCUUACGAUCUAUAGACUUCCUUCCUUUGAUCGUGUUAAUUUAUUUAUAUUGCCAAGAAGCGCAAGUAAAAUCAGAUUUGGAGCCGAAAACUCUCACAUAUUUGUAGCAGACAAAACUGGAGAUGUGUUAUUUUAUGAUAUAUUAAAAAAUGACAGUGGUGUUAAGCUUUUGGGACAUUUAAGUUUUCUCUUGAAUGUUUUACAAAGUCAUGAUGGAAAUUAUCUGAUAUCAGCUGAUAGAGAUGAAAAAAUAAGGGUUUCAUGCUAUCCUAAUACAUAUAAUAUAGAAACAUACUGUCUAGGACAUAAGGAAUAUGUAAAUCACAUUGAAUUUCUUCCCCACAAUAAUAAAUAUCUAUUAAGUGCAUCUGGUGAUGGAACUAUAAAGUGUUGGGAUUAUGUUAUUGGGCAUUGCACUUGUACAAUUAACACAAAAAAUUAUUUAAGUGAUCCAAAACUUCAGGAACAAUUCAAAAAAAUUAUGGACGAAGAUGGUAUUGAAGUAGAAAGUCUUCCUAUAGUCCAUUUUACAACCUCAAAACUUAAUGAAAAUACUAGUUUAGUUGCAAUUUCCAUUUAUUCAUGUAAUAAUUUGCUUAUAUAUACUAUACAGACUGGUGAAAAAUUCCAUUAUAAACUUACAGGAACAUUAAAAUUAAAAGGUUUCUUUAAUUGUAUAGAUCUUUUUAAUACAGCACUGUAUGUGUUUAAUAGCAGCAAUAAUAUAUUAACUAAAUAUGACAUCACUAAUUCUGAUAAUAUUACUAUUAAUGAAUCACAAACAAUAGAAAUGUUUAGUAAUACCAACAUUGAUUUAAAAAUUGACUUGGAACAAAAUAUUAAGAUUUUGUUUAAGCGGAAGUUUGACAAUGUUCAAGAGUAUCAAGAGCGAAAAAAGAAUAGAUUAGUUAAAAAAACAUGACAAUUUGACCUCUUGCUUAUAUGUACUGUACGAUAUAUACGAUUUUUUUUAGGCUUAUAAAUGUUGUUAUACAAAUGUUAAUAAGUUAAACUAAGAAAAUGACUAUGUGUUAAAGGAUAAAUAAAACAAUU